Molecule: messenger RNA, 294 nt
Organism: Phytophthora sojae
Lineage: Eukaryota; Oomycota; Peronosporomycetes; Peronosporales; Peronosporaceae
Exons: 1
Source: RefSeq, a predicted model, not a curated record
CACCCGAUGCUGGCAACCCGAACGUCUCAGGCCCGCAACGCUGUGACCAAGAGCGAUCUCGAGCUGUUUUUUAGCUCGUUGAUCAAGGCUGUGGUCGAGAAUCGUUUGGACGCGUCUCGCGUGUUCAACAUGGACGAAACAGCGUUUCAGACCAACAAGGGCUCCAAGCGUGUCGUGGCGGUUCGAGGCUCCAAGAACGUUUGGCACCAAGACGUUGCGCUCAAUUUUCACCUCACGCUGGUCGCGUGUCAAUCGCCCGCGCUUCGAUUCGACACCCACCACACCACUCCCUAG